Penicillium taxi is the source of this 1437-nucleotide messenger RNA. Its product is annotated as MFS transporter. Gene Ontology annotation, molecular function: transmembrane transporter activity. Lineage: Eukaryota; Fungi; Ascomycota; Eurotiomycetes; Eurotiales; Aspergillaceae. The record is from RefSeq and is a predicted model, not a curated record. Gene Ontology annotation, biological process: transmembrane transport. The transcript has 7 exons. The coding region runs from base 1 to 1437 and encodes 478 amino acids.
AUGAGUUCAAAGAAAAAAUGGCAGUUUCGAUCUUCCGAAGGUUUCAUUACGCUUGUAGUAGCAAUUGCCAUUUUUACUGAUGCAUUUAUAUAUGGAAUGAUAGUGCCCGUCAUUUCAGUUGUUCUGGUUGAUCGAGUAGGAGCUCGAGAAGAGGACGCACAGUUUUGGGUUUCAAUCUUACUCGCCGUAUAUGGAGCUACUCUUUUCGUCGGAUCCCCUCUGUUCGGGUAUGUUGCAGAUUACUCUCAGCGGAAGACACUCCCAUUCGUUGCUGGACUUGUCGCAUUAGCCGCAUCGACUGGUCUUUUUGUCAUUGCGCGGUCACUAUCUGUCCUGAUUAUCGCAAGAGCACUACAGGGUUUAUCAGCUGCAGCAGUAUGGGUUGUUGGACUAGCCAUUUUGGCUGAUAAUGUACCUCCAAACCGUGUUGCUGAGGUCAUGGGUCAAACAACGAUUGCUCUUACUUGGGGCCUCCUUCUAGGUCCUAUAGUCGGAGGUGUUGUCUAUGAGAAGCUGGGAUUCUACAGAACAUUUAUCAUUCCCGUUGGACUGACUCUCAUUGACGUCAUCUUGCGGCUUGCAAUGGUCGAAAAUCCAAAAAACCUCAAGCAAGAUGAAUCAUCUCAAUCACAGUUUUCAGAUCCAGAAUUGAGUGUCUACACCAGCUUCGCUGGUCUUGACGAGUCAGAGAGUUUCUAUUCGUGUGCUGAGUCGGUCAUUGAUGAAAGAACCUCACUUUUGGGAUCAUCAAGUGCUGUUAAGUACUCACAUGCGGAUAUAGAACACAAAAUCACUGUUUUGCACCUUCUACGAUCACCACGUUUACCAAUGGCACUUCUAGCAACAAUAAUUAUAGCUUUAGUUAUCUCCGCAGUGGAAACGACGCUUCCUUUAUUCGUCAUGGAUACCUUCCAUUGGGGCUCCGCAGGCGCUGGAUUAAUGUUCAUAGCAACAUCAAUCCCAAGCCUGGCCGGAGUCUUCAUCGGGAAAGCCAUGAAUCAACUCGGAGCACGCGUACUAGGUGCUACAGCCUUAACAGUCAGUGCGGCUUCCUGGGUAUUGAUGCGGUUCGUUAGCCAGAACAAGCCAGAUCACAUCAUUCUUCUUGUCGUCCUUUUAUUUUUCCAGGGGCUGUCAAUCGUGGCUAUUGAAGUCAUUGCAAUGACAGAAGUGUCGCGAGUGAUAGACGACUAUAGCUCCACGUUCCCUGGAGCGUUCGGUGAAAAAAGCCCUAUUGCGCAAGCUUAUGCGCUUUUUAAUAUGUCUUUUGCAGCUGGUCAGCUUAUUGGGCCUAUCUUGGCUGGAGUUGUACGUGUACAGGCUGGUUGGGGCACUAUGACGCUUGUUAUUGGACUUAUUUGUGCUUUGACGGCCGUUCCUCUUGGUCUGUUCUCGGGAGAGCCGAAGGAAGUGGUCGCUCAGCUGAAUGAAACUUGA